Megachile rotundata (alfalfa leafcutting bee) is the source of this 1256-nucleotide messenger RNA. It is a transcript of the gene cN-IIIB, whose product is annotated as cytosolic 5'-nucleotidase IIIB. The record is from RefSeq and is a predicted model, not a curated record. Gene Ontology annotation, molecular function: 5'-nucleotidase activity; magnesium ion binding. Lineage: Eukaryota; Metazoa; Arthropoda; Insecta; Hymenoptera; Megachilidae. Gene Ontology annotation, cellular component: cytoplasm.
AUAAACGAGAGACCUUGCGAAAGUAAGAUCACGUGACUGAAUGAUGGGUCACGUGUUCUAGACUGUAGCUGAUUGGUUAAUCGGAUCUGCGGCGGCUCUUCGACGUCUAGAAAAUCAGUUCGGGCUUCUGAAUACGAAGACUUUGUUCCCGUCACGCAAAGAGAGAGCAUGACUCCCGAAUUAGAUCUGGAUGAUUUACAAUUAUUUGUUAAAAAAAGUUUUCAACUGAAUUGGUGAUCAAAAGAGUUGGUGAAUUGUUUCAUAAAAGAAUGAAAUGAAAGGAAUACUAUAAUUAAAUAGAACAAUUAAUUUUACGCAUUUCUAUGUAAAACACAAAUGUUUUCAACGCUGAAGUUAAAACAUGUCCAUAUUAAAGACAAAAACCUUCUGUUGAACACAAUAAAUACAAUUCUGAAAGAUGGACGUAAUUGUUUGCAGGUUGUUACUGAUUUUGACUUGACACUAACAAAACAACAUGUUAAUGGCAAAAAAGCUCUCAGUAGUUUUGGCAUAUUUAGUAAAUCCAAGCAACUUCCUGAGAUUUACGCGAAAGAGUCUGGUCGCCUAUAUAAAAAAUAUAGACCAAUUGAAAUAGAUCCAAAUUUACCACUUGAAGAAAAAGCAGAAGCAAUGACAAAUUGGAUGAUAGCAGCAGAAGAAAUAUUACAAGGAAUACCCUUUGAUCCAAAAGAAAUAUCAGAAGUUGUUAAAAUUUAUGGAUCAGAUUUGAGGGAUGGUACUAAAGAACUUUUUAAAAAAUUCCAUUCUGCUGGAAUUCCAGUGCUCGUUUUUAGUGCUGGCUUAGGGGAUGUUGUUGAAGCUGUUUUGAAAGCUCAAGGAGUUUUAUUUGAUAAUGUAAAGGUUAUCUCCAAUUUUCUCAAAUACAAAGAUGGGAAAUUGACAGGUUUUAAAAACAAAAAACUAAUUCAUGUUUUCAAUAAAAAUGAACAUACUGUUGAACAAGAAUACUUUAAAUUUCUUGAAGGAAGAAGAAAUGUUUUUUUAAUGGGUGAUACUACAGGAGAUGCAUCAAUGGUAGAUGGCAUUGAAGAUUUAGGUGCAGUGUUAAAAGUUGGUUUCCUCUAUGACAAUAAAUGGUUAAAAUUGUUUCAGAUUGAAAGUAGCUUGUCUUCGUUCAUGGAAAAAUUUGAUAUUGUCUUGGUCGAUGACCAAACAAUGCAAGUUCCAAUAAACAUUCUACAAUCAUUACUAUAAUGUAUAAAAUAAUUUAAUUAUAUAUAUGUAUAUACAUUUUU